CUCCGGCGGACGGAGCCCCGCGGGCACCAUGAGCGGUUCACAGAGCAACGACACUAAAAGACAGUUUCUUCUAGAACGGUUACUGGAUGCAGUUAAACAGUGUCAAAUACGGUUUGGAGGAAGAAAAGAAAUUGCUUCAGACUCUGAUAGCAGAGUGACCUGUUUGUGUGCUCAGUUUGAAGCUGUUUUCCAGCAUGGCCUGAGGAGGAGCCGGGGAUUAGCACUGACAGCAGCAGCAAUCAAACAGGCAGCAGGUUUCUCCAGCAAAACUGAAACAGAGCCAGUGUUCUGGUACUAUGUGAAAGAAGUGCUGAACAGACACGAGCUGCAGCGCUUCUACUCUCUGAAAGCCAUCAGCACAGACAUCGGCAGAGGCCGGGCUUGGCUGCGCUGUGCUUUGAACGAGCAUUCCCUGGAAAGAUACGUUCAUAUGCUGCUGGCAGAUAAGAACCGCCUCAGUGUCUUCUAUGAAGACUGGUCUUUUAUGAUGGAUGAAGAACGUUCCAGUAUGAUCCCUACAAUGGCAGCUGGUCUGAACUCCAUUCUUUUUGCUAUCAACAUUGAUAAUAAGGAUUUAAAUGGGCAGAGCAAAUGCACGCCCACUGUGUCAGAUUUGUUAAAGGAAUCCACACAAAAUGUAACUUCGUUACUGAAAGAGUCCACUCAGGGUGUGAGCAGCCUCCUCCGGGAGAUCACUGCCUCGUCUGCAGUCUCAAUUCUCAUAAAACCUGACCAGGACUCUGACCCACUGCCUGUUCUGUCCAGGAAUGUAAAUGCUGAUUUGAAAUACAAAAAAGAUCGGAAAAAGAAGAAGAGAGUGACUAAUAUUAUCUCUUUUGAUGAAGAGGAAGAUGAGCAACACUUGGGGGAUGGCACAAAGACUCUGAUUACAGGAGAAAGUUCAGAGGAGAGCGUAGACAGAUCUUCAGUUCUUGCAUUGUCCUCAUCUGAAAGCACUCUCGGAAAAAAUCUGAAUGGGAGUGGAAGCAACCACUCGUGGAAGGGCAAUUCAGUAUUCAUGAAUGGAGAGUAUGAGUACCAGAAACUGGAUGUGAAGAGCAUUGAUGAUGAAGAUGCAGAUGAGGAUGAGCUGUAUGGAAAAUCAUUAGGAAAUAAAAGCACAGAGAGUGGAACUGAAGCUUCUGAAAAGCCUCACGAAAUAGUCACAUGCAAUUCUCAGAUAUGCAGUUGGAGUCCUCUGCAGGUCCUGAAUGAUGACUCAGAUGUUCUAUUUCCUGUCAGUGCUGUUGGCUCUUACUCCCAAACAGAUAACUUGGAGAAUGGAGAGGGGCAUGAACAUGCUGUUCAUCCGGUAGAACUGGUUCCAAGGAGAUCUGAUCUUCCUUACAGAGUGGAAGUCAGUCCUCCAGCUCAAGUGAAUACUUUAAUCAGUAUGUUGCCUUCAGCCACUGUGCCAGAAUCCAUGACAAUUAAUGAACUUCGUCAAGCUAUCGUGGCCAUGAUGAAUAGAAAGGAUGAACUGGAAGAGCAGAAUAGAUCCCUGCGAAAUCUGCUUGAUGCAGAGAUGGAGCACUCUGCAGCACUGAGGCAGGAGGUGGAGAACUGCAGGAGGAAGGUGGCAGAACAGGAAGAGCGACAUGCCACAAAAGUCCAAGCCUUGGCACGAGAAAAUGAGGUGCUAAAAGUGCAGCUUAAGAAGUAUGUAGGAGCUGUCCAGAUGCUCAGAAGAGAAGGACAAACAGUGGAAGUUUUGCCAAACAUUUGGAACACUGAUGGUGAAUUUACAAUUCCAGAGCAAAAGCAAGUAGAAAACAAUGAGGAACUGGCCAGCUCUUACGAAAGGAAAUUGAUUGAGGUGGCUGAAAUGCAUGGGGAGUUGAUUGAAUUCAAUGAGAGGCUGCACCGUGCUCUGAUGGCCAAGGAAGCUCUGGUGUUCCAGAUGAGACAAGAACUAAUUGAUCUGAGAGGGCCGGUCCCUGGAGAUUUGAGUCAAACAUCUGAAGAUCAGAGUUUAUCAGAUUUUGAAAUAUCAAAUCGUGCUCUUAUUAAUGUUUGGAUUCCCUCCGUUUUUCUGCGUGGAAAAGCUGCCAAUGCAUUCCAUGUUUAUCAGGUUUAUAUCAGGAUAAAGGACGAUGAGUGGAAUGUCUAUCGAAGGUAUGCAGAGUUCAGAAGCUUGCAUCAUAAAUUACAGAAUAAGUACCAGCAAGUGAGGACUUUCAACUUCCCACCAAAAAAGGCCAUUGGAAACAAGGAUGCAAAGUUUGUAGAAGAGCGACGCAAGCAGCUACAAAAUUACCUAAGGAAUGUAAUGAACAAAAUUAUUCAAACAGUGCCAGAAUUCACAGCCAAUCCCAAAAAAGAGACACUUAUUCAGCUGAUGCCCUUUUUUCUUGAUAUCCCACCCUCUGGAGAACCCGUGAGCAAAAGCAGUCGCUCCAGAGUGACCACCCGCUUCCCCAAACUGUCCCGCAGCCACCCAAAGGAGCCCCGGAGCCUGGAGCCUCAGAGUGGAAAUAAUUCACAGAUUUAAGUACUUAUUCAGCAAGCCACAAAUGAUUGCACCUUCAGAGUGGCUGAGCAGCCUUUUCAGAUAUGCAAAGAGACUAAUGAUAACCCACUACCUCAUUUGAAGAUGCAGAACAGCCACCUCCCUCACCAAGACAGGGCUGAAACCCGAACAGAGGAGCAGGGGCACAGAUCAACGCUGUCCGCUUUCGGAGCCCGCUGUCAGGCAGUCGGUGAGCUCGCAGGCGGCGGCCCGGGUGGCACUGGCCGCAGUGAGGGGACAGAAGGGACGGGCAGGGAGCGCCUUCAGCGCCGCUCCGCAGGGAGCCGAGCCCUCCCUCAGCUGCCUGGAGCAGCUUCGUGCCCUUCAGCCGCUCUCUUCGCCAGCCGAAUUCUGGGUUUCGGGCUUUGCCGCGAGCCUUCCUCCCUGCACAAAACAUCUGCCACUUCUUUGGCUGCGGAGGGGUUUUCUUUUCUGAAAGGUCACCUCAGCUCCCAGCAGGCAGCCGCUGCCCCCGGCCAGCCCCCGCCUCAGCCGCCCAGCCCGAGCUGGGGGAAGCCGGCGGCCUCCGCAGGGGAUGUGGACUGCCAGCAGCUCCGGGAAACGCGGCUUAGAGCAGAUCCCGGGGCUCCCGCCUCGCAGCGUCUCACAGGCGUCGUGGGAGUGUGCUCGUGUUUCCCUCACAACCGGCUGGGUGCCGUGCCCGGGUUUGCCUCACAGGGGGCCGGGGUUGUCCCGGGGUGCCCGGGUUUGCCUCACAGGGGCCCGGGGUUGUCCCGGGGUGCCCGGGUUUGCCUCACAGGGGGCCGGGGUUGUUCCGGGGUGCCCGGGUUUGCCUCACAGGGGCCCGGGGUUGUGCCGGGGUGCCCGGGUUUGCCUCACAGGGGGCCGGGGUUGUCCCGGGGUGCCCGGGUUUGCCUCACAGGGGCCCGGGGCUGUCCCGGGGUGCCCGGGUUUGCCUCACAGGGGCCCGGGGCUGUCCCGGGGUGCCCGGGUUCGUCUCAGGAAGGUGUUCCCAGCCCCCGUAGCGGCCGGCUGGGGGCGGCCCCUCGGGGGGAACGGGCCGGGCAGUUCCUAGAACGUUCUGAGGGCCUGGCUCGGCCUGGCCGUGCCCUGAGGCGCUCUGACUUCCCCUGGCAUGGAGGACCUUCGUAG
This is a messenger RNA of Cinclus cinclus, 3622 nucleotides long. It is a transcript of the gene SNX29, whose product is annotated as sorting nexin 29. Lineage: Eukaryota; Metazoa; Chordata; Aves; Passeriformes; Cinclidae. Gene Ontology annotation, molecular function: phosphatidylinositol binding. The record is from RefSeq and is a predicted model, not a curated record. The transcript has 25 exons.